AUGAGCGACACAGGGCGACCGACAGAGGUUGCACGAGAAGAAGCCGCUGCAGAGGCUGGUCCUGGAGCCGCGACCACGAACUCUGUACCCGCCAACCAACUCUCAGAAGACGUCGAAAACAACAGCACGUCUUCAGUAUCCACCAAAAACGAUGAUGUACCGCCACAAGAAAGGCCACAGCUGGAGCGCAAGGAUUCAACGCCAUUGGAAGAGCGAUCAAAGGGCAAGAUUGCUUUGAUUAUGACUGCUCUGGGCAUGGCCGUCUUCCUCGCUGCCCUCGACGUCACCAUCAUCACAACCGCUCUGCCCACCAUUUCAGAAUACUUCCACUCGGCCGCAGGUUAUACUUGGAUUGGUUCAGCAUACCUGCUAGGAAAUGCCUCGAGUGUGCCGUUAUGGGGCAAGAUCUCCGACAUCUUUGGACGAAAGCCUAUUUUGAUUGUUGCAAACCUGCUCUUCCUCAUCGGCUCUCUUAUCGCCGCUCUUGCCAACAGCAUUGGAAUGCUCAUCGCUGCUCGUGCGAUCCAAGGUGUGGGUGGUGGUGGCCUGGUCACCCUCGUCAACAUCUGCAUUAGCGACUUGUUCAGUCUGAGAAGAAGAGGUGCUUACUUCGGUAUCAUUGGAGGUGUCUGGGCAUUGGCUUCAGCCAUCGGACCUGUCAUUGGUGGUGUUUUCACCGAGAAGGUUUCAUGGAGAUGGUGCUUCUACAUCAACUUGCCCCUCGACGGUGCCGCCCUCGUUAUCAUCUUCUUCUUCCUUGACUUGAAGACACCAAGAACUCCUCUCUGGGAAGGACUAAAAGCAAUCGACUGGAUUGGAGCCUUGCUCGUCAUUGGUGGCGUCCUCAUGUUCCUGUUUGGCUUGGAGUAUGGAGGUGUCACCUACCCCUGGGACUCCGCAACUGUCCUUUGCCUCAUCAUCAUGGGUGUCUUCACCAUGGUAUUGUUCUUCAUCAAUGAGUGGAAGUUUGCCAAAUCCCCAGUCAUGCCUCUGCGCAUCUUCCAGACUAGGAGCAACAUUGCCGUUCUUGGUGUCUGCGCCAUUCACGGUAUGGUUUUCAUCUCGGCUUCAUACUACUUGCCUCUAUACUUCCAGGCUGCUCGUGGCGCAACCCCACUAUUGUCGGGUGUCUACAUCCUCCCUCAAGCUUUAUCCUUGUCCUUCGCUUCGAUGGCCACUGGUAUCUUUAUCCGCAAGACGGGCCAAUACUUGCCCGCAAUCUGGUUCGGAAUGGUCUUCCUCGUUCUGGGCUUCGGCCUUUUUGUCGACUUUACAGCCAACAGCAGCUGGGCCAAGUUGAUCAUCUACCAGAUCAUCGCCGGAAUUGGCAUUGCCCCAUUGAUCGCGCUUCAAACUGGCGUCCAGCCUAGAGAUAUUGCUACAGCGACAGCAACAUUUGGCUUUGUCCGCCAAAUCUUCACCUCCAUCUCUGUCGUCAUUGGUCAAACCGUGUAUCAGAACCAGAUGAACACCAAGACAGCUCGCCUGGUGGCAGCACUUGGUCCUCAAGCCGCUUCCCAGUUGACAGGAGGUGGCGCUGGAGCCAACACCGAGCUCAUCGACAACCUUCCCAAUGGACAAAAGCAGGUCGCGCAAACAGCAUUCGCACAGAGCUUGCAUCCCAUGUGGAUCAUGUAUGUAUGUUUUGCAGCGCUUGGUCUGAUUAUCAGUCUGUUCAUCCAAAAGAAGGAGCUCAGCAAGAAGCAUACCGAGACAAAGACUGGACUUGAUGCUCAGCGAGCAAACGCUGCGGCGCAAGCUCAAGAGGAUGAAGACAAGAAGGUCGCGAAAGAGAGAAAGCUGCAUGAUCCCGAGAAGGGUGAGGCAUAA
Aureobasidium uvarum is the source of this 1830-nucleotide messenger RNA. The record is from the annotation of a GenBank genome assembly. Lineage: Eukaryota; Fungi; Ascomycota; Dothideomycetes; Dothideales; Saccotheciaceae.